CCCACGCCCCUCUUCCCUCUCCCGCACCCCUUCGGUCCCCACCCGAAGCCGCACGCCCCUCUCCCCAUACCCGGCUCCACGACUCCGCGCGUGCCUCCCGGUGCCCUCUCCCCGCGCCCCUCUGCCUCUCUCCGCUGCGCCCCAGCUCCCUGGGCACCUUGCCCCUCUCUGCUGGCCCCCCAGCCUCCUUGUCGCGUCACCCGCACCCCCUCCUCUACCCGCGGCCCCCGCUCCCUCCGCCCCCCUUCCCUCUCUCACUUCCCACGCCCCCUCUUCGCGCUCCUCUCUCCUCCCUUUGCCGCCCAGCGCCGGCUCCGGAGUUGGGGGAGAGCCCAGGGUUUCAGUCGCUUUGGAGGAGGCGUGAAUCGCGCAGGGAUUGACUAAUUGGGGGGUGGGGGGCGCGGUGGGCGAUGGAGCAGCCCGAGGACAUGGCGUCGCUGAGCGAGUUCGACUCCUUGGCGGGCAGCAUCCCGGCCACCAAGGUGGAGAUCACCGUGUCCUGCAGGAACCUUUUGGACAAAGACAUGUUUUCCAAGUCUGACCCACUAUGUGUCAUGUAUACUCAAGGGAUGGAGAACAAGCAGUGGCGGGAGUUCGGACGCACCGAAGUCAUUGACAACACACUCAAUCCCGACUUUGUGCGCAAAUUCAUUGUGGAUUACUUCUUUGAGGAGAAGCAGAACCUCCGUUUUGACCUAUACGACGUUGAUUCGAAGAGCCCUGACUUAUCCAAACACGAUUUCCUGGGCCAGGCCUUCUGCACCCUCGGAGAGAUCGUGGGGUCCCCUGGGAGCCGCCUGGAGAAGCCCCUCACGAUAGGAGCAUUCAGCCUGAAUUCCAGGACAGGCAAACCCAUGCCAGCGGUGUCCAAUGGUGGUGUCCCAGGAAAGAAAUGUGGCACCAUCAUCCUGUCCGCCGAGGAGCUGAGCAACUGUAGGGAUGUAGCCACAAUGCAGUUCUGUGCCAACAAGCUGGACAAAAAGGAUUUCUUUGGGAAGUCCGACCCCUUCUUGGUGUUCUACAGAAGCAAUGAGGAUGGAACGUUCACCAUCUGCCACAAGACCGAGGUCAUGAAGAACACCCUAAACCCAGUCUGGCAAACCUUCUCCAUUCCUGUGAGAGCGCUCUGCAAUGGUGACUAUGACCGGACCAUCAAGGUGGAGGUGUACGACUGGGAUCGGGAUGGCAGCCACGACUUCAUUGGAGAAUUCACCACCAGUUACCGGGAGCUGGCCCGCGGGCAGAGCCAGUUCAACAUCUACGAGGUGGUAAACCCGAAAAAGAAAAUGAAGAAAAAGAAAUACGUGAAUUCUGGCACCGUCACGCUGCUUUCCUUUGCUGUGGAGUCCGAGUGCACGUUUCUUGACUACAUCAAAGGAGGGACCCAGAUCAACUUCACAGUGGCCAUCGAUUUCACGGCCUCCAAUGGGAACCCGUCGCAGUCCACGUCCCUGCACUACAUGAGCCCCUACCAGCUGAACGCCUAUGCGCUGGCGCUGACUGCCGUCGGGGAGAUCAUCCAGCACUACGACAGUGACAAGAUGUUUCCCGCCCUUGGCUUCGGGGCCAAGCUGCCCCCUGACGGAAGGGUGUCCCAUGAGUUCCCGCUGAAUGGCAACCAGGAGAACCCCUCCUGCUGUGGCAUCGAUGGCAUCCUCGAGGCCUACCACCACAGCCUGCGCACCGUGCAGCUCUAUGGCCCCACCAACUUCGCCCCUGUGGUCACCCAUGUGGCCAGGACCGCGGCCGCAGUGCAGGAUGGCUCCCAGUACUCGGUGCUGCUCAUCAUCACAGAUGGGGUCAUCUCGGACAUGGCACAGACCAAGGAGGCUAUUGUCAAUGCUGCCAAACUCCCCAUGUCCAUCAUCAUCAUCGGCGUGGGCCAGGCAGAGUUCGACGCCAUGGUGGAGCUGGAUGGUGAUGACGUGCGGAUCUCCUCACGGGGGAAGCUGGCAGAGCGGGACAUUGUCCAGUUCGUGCCCUUCAGGGACUACGUGGACCGCACGGGCAACCACGUGCUGAGCAUGGCACGCCUGGCCCGCGAUGUGCUGGCCGAGAUCCCUGACCAGCUGGUGUCCUACAUGAAGGCACAGGGCAUCCGUCCGCGCCCCCCACCUGCGGCCCCAGAGCCCUCACCCCCACGGUCCCCAGCCCGCACCCCCCCUGCCUCCCCACUGCACACACACAUCUGA
Molecule: messenger RNA, 2192 nt
Organism: Odobenus rosmarus divergens (Pacific walrus)
Lineage: Eukaryota; Metazoa; Chordata; Mammalia; Carnivora; Odobenidae
Gene: CPNE5
Product: copine V
Exons: 21
Coding region: 411-2192 (593 amino acids)
Biological process (GO): cellular response to calcium ion
Cellular component (GO): plasma membrane
Molecular function (GO): calcium-dependent phospholipid binding
Source: RefSeq, a predicted model, not a curated record